This is a messenger RNA of Eupeodes corollae, 2986 nucleotides long. RefSeq names its product golgin subfamily A member 2. Gene Ontology annotation, cellular component: Golgi cisterna membrane; cis-Golgi network; Golgi apparatus. The record is from RefSeq and is a predicted model, not a curated record. The transcript has 4 exons. Bases 148 to 2649 code for a protein of 833 amino acids. Gene Ontology annotation, biological process: Golgi organization. Lineage: Eukaryota; Metazoa; Arthropoda; Insecta; Diptera; Syrphidae.
CAUUAUACUUCCACAUAAAAUUUCGUAUUGUUAAAAAAUUUGUGUGAAAAAAUGUUUUUGUGUUAAUCGAAACUAAUAAAAUAAAUUAAAUCUCUUUUUCCAACUCUAAAAUAUCUCAAAAACUACCCAAAAUUAACAACCAUCAAAAUGCCAGAGGAUUCAAAAGAAAAUAAAGCCAAAAAGCUGGCAGCAGCUCGUAAGAAGCUCAAAGAGUACCAAUCAAAGGAAAAGAAGGAUAGCGAAGGAGCUAUCCCGGCGUCGUUGGAGACACAAGUUACCCACCAGAAUGAUGCAACGAGUUCUGAAGGCAGUGAGCCAAUUGUCAAUGAAUCUCCGUCACCGGCAGCGGCGGCUGCGGUGGCGUUGGAGACUGGUGUGGAUGUCGUUGCGGAACCCAUGUCGUAUAACGAAAUGCCUUCGGCUGUUGCAGGAGUUGUGGAAAAUCUAUCAACUCCUUCCAUCCCACCCCCAUCUCAAAAUAACAACAGCAGCAGUAUUGACACUAUCCAAAUACUCAUUACCGAGAAGGCUGCUCUGUCCUCAGAGCUCAAUAUGCUCCGUAACUUUUGUCGUGAGAAAGAGUUGGAAAACGAGGAAUUACAAGCGCAGUUCCAAUUGACAUCAAAGCGCCUGCAGGAUCUGCAAAAUGAGUUCACUCACGAGCGUCAAUCGAUGAAUGAGUUCAAGUCCAAGAACUUAACUUUGCAGGUUCAAUUGGAGGAGACUCGAUCCAAGUACGACGACCAAGCUGAACACUUAGAAGAGACUAAAAAACUAUUUGCCCUCGAAAAAGAUCGAAGCCAAUCGCUGAGCAAAGAGUUGAAGGAAGCCAAAAACGAACUCGAACUGACCAAGAUUCGCAUCAAUCAGUUGUCCGAUGAGGCAAGUGUUACCCAAGACAAUCGCGUGGAGUCCCUAACACAAACCCAAUUCAUGUACGAACAACAAAUACGAGAUUUGCAAGCAAUGGUACAACAGUUGACCAGCGAUAAGGAACAAUCCAAUCAGCAAUACCAGACUUAUGUGCAACACUUGAAUACAGAGGUGACCGCUCUGAAUGAAAAGAAUGGGGAACUUGCUGAGGAAUGUUCAAAACUACAAGAAAGAGAGAGGCAAUUUAUUGAUCACAUAAGUGGCUUGGAAAAGGAAAUCCAAAAAUCCAUCUCACGCCAGGAUCAAGUUAAGGAAAAUCAACAACAAGAAGCCAAUGAAAUCUACAUAAAAGAAAUCGAAGAGCUCAAAACUAAAAUCACCGACUUUGAUUCCGAACGCUAUGAGUUCCAAUUGAAAAUCAAAUCCCAAGAAGAUCGACUCGAAGGAUUCACUCAAAGCCUCAUCGAGAAGGAAAAUAAAAUUGCCGAACUAGAAGACCAUCUGCAAAAUAUCCUCUCCGAGCGUCCAGAUAGCCAUAAGCUUCUGGCAACCAUGGAGAGUGAUAAAAUUGCUGCAUCUCGAGCCCUAUCUCAAAAUGAUGCAUUGAAAAAACAAUUGGAUGAGUUGGAGUUGAGAUUUGUUCAACUGACAAAUGAUAAAGCAGACUUGAUGAACAAACUGGACGCUGAGGAGUACGCGAAUCGUGAAACUCGCAAUAAUUUCUCCAGCAUGGAGGAACAAAUUAAGACACUUCAAGAGAAACUCAACUUGAAAGACGAAGAAAUGAUUCGGCUAACGCACGAGAAUAACGACAUAGCUAGGAAGAACUUGAUGCUUCAGCAGCAAUUGGACAGAUUGCAGCACUAUGAGGCAAGUGAGUAUUCCACCAAGUAUCAAACAACUGGCCAAGAGAGUGCGGUGGAGAAUGGAAACGAUCCGCAUGGGGAAACAAAUCACCAUCACGACCACCACGAUCAUAAUCAUGAUCAUUGCCAUAACUAUGAUUAUGGUGAAGAUGGACACAGUCAUGAUGACCAUUCCGAAUGCUCCUCCGGUCAUGCUGGACAUGACCAUCGACAUUCCCUCACAAGUUCAGUGGAUGAACCCGAUCAUCCUAAGGAACAAAGCCAUGUGGCAACAUCUAUGACUCCACAACAUCAUCAGCACAAACAUCGACACGAUGAGCCUCCCACAAUUCCAACUAUUGAAGCCCUAACAAAGCUCCAGAAUCGUUUCACAAAGCUGAUGGCUCAGACUGCGGAAUUAACAGAAGAAAAACAACGCCUCGAGCAUCUGGUGCUUCAGCUUCAAGGCGAAACCGAAACAAUCGGUGAAUACAUCGCCCUCUACCAGACCCAGAGGCGUAUACUCAAACAGCGAGAAUAUGAGAAGGCGGCACAAUUGCAGCUGCUUCUGGGAGAGCGUGAAGAGAUGCGUGAGAAAAUCACAACACUCAAUAAACUUGUGUCGAAUUUAGGAGUCGAUCUACCCAAUAAUUUGCGACUAAACGAGGACGAAAUGGAGAACAUAUGUAUCGAACCGACAAGCGUUUCCCACACCCCAAAUAGUGAAGGUGGCAGUGAAGGCGAUCACAUUCACCACACCCCUCUCGAUGAGGCUGUCAUGAAUAAGCGUUUGAAUUCUAACGAAUCGAAAGAGAUAUUGGCAAAAAUUCAAAAUAUUAUAACAGAAAUAAAAGAGAAUACAAAAGAUAUACCGCCUGUCAACACUGCUGACCAUUUGACAUGUUGCUCGGGGAAAUUUGAAAUUGUUUAACCAACCUCGUUUACACACAGAAGAAGAGCCUUAUAGGUCCCAAGUUAAGAUUGUAUUCAAAACGAAUUCCUUAAUCAAUAAAUUUGUGUUUAUUUUGUUAGCGAUUGAGCAAAGACAUUUUAAGAAACAAAAAACGGGCAUAAUGUGUCUUUAUUUUUGAAGGCACUUUCUUUUUAGAAAAUGGUUGGUUUUGCACUCCUUAUUUGUCACCACACGUUUUUAUAAUAUCCCACUACCUAUUCCAAGCUAUUUGCAAUUGUUUAAAUAUUUUUGUCUGCUGAUUGUUUAUAAAACAAGGGAAACUACUUAUAAAAAUAAAACAUUAAAAAAAAAUUAA